AUGUUUUUAUCAAAUUUUAAUAUUUAUCAGAGUUUCAAAAUUAUUAAAUUGCGUUACAACACUUGUACGAAAUAUGAAAUCUUUAUAAAAUUUUUUUGCAGAUAUAUUUUUCCCGAAAGAUUUUGUAUUGAACCUAAAGGCGAUGAUGUUGGCGUUGUAUCUUCUUCCUACCUUGAAAUUGAUCGCGAUUCGGAUAAAAUUUCUUUAAAAAAUAAUUCCGAUAUUCCUAUGGCAAUAGAUUUUAUGGAAUUGAAGACCAUCUAUGGAAUAAUUGGAAUUAUUCGGAUUGUGUCAGGUACCAUAACACUUUUUGAUCUAAGAAAAUUUGAUUUUUCAUGCUUCGCAUUGAUUGUCAUAAAAAAAGCGGCUAUGGUUGGUUCUAUUAAUGGUCAUAGUGUAUGGACAAUAAUCGAGACUGAAAUAAUACCAUUCAGACGAACAGAUUUACAUCUUAAUGAAAAACAAAAAUGGUACAAUAAGCAUUUUACGGAUAUGAUUCAUUUGGUUUUGUCUACUGGUGGUUUUUAUUUUUCCCAUUCAUUUGAUCUCUCUCAUACGUUACAGUGGUUGGCUGAUAAUGCUACACCAACAUUUAGGGCAAGACCCAUGAUUGAAAGAUCCGAUGAACGUUUUGUUUGGAAUCGUUAUUUGGCUGAUCCAUUAUCGCAUGUUCCCGGUGCAUAUCGAUAUGUGCCUCCACUUAUUCAUGGCUUCUUCGCGACACGUCGUUGUAUUAUUGGUCAGAAUAUCUUCAAUUUAAUUCUUAUAUCUCGUCGAUCUAUAUACAGAGCUGGAAUGAGAUAUCAUGUUCGUGGUGUGUCGUCAAAUGGCCAUUCAGCCAAUUUUGUCGAAACUGAGCAAAUUAUUGAAUAUGACAAAGAUGGUGACUCGAGACGGCAACAUUUAUGCUCAUUCGUUCAGACUCGUGGUUCUAUACCGCUGUUCUGGUCACAGAAGCCAAAUCUUCGUUGGCAACCCGAUCCAAUAAUUAAACCAGCCGAUGAUCAAUUAAGUGCGUAUAUCGAACAUAUGAAAACGCAACAAGCUCUGUAUGGUGGUAAGCAUAUUAUCGUAAAUCUUAUAAAUCAACAAGGACGUGAAAGAAGGCUGGGUGGAGAAUUAGAACGAGUCGUAUUACGAGCAAAUCUUGAUUUUGUCAGGUAUAAUCCUUUUGAUUUCCACAAAGAGUGUAAUCAGAUGAAUUGGGAACGCUUAUCGAUUUUGAAAAAUCAGUUGCGAGAUGAAUUAACCCAUUUUGGUUUUUUUAUUUCGACGCUUUCGGAGCCGGAAAAUACAAAGCGUCAACUUGGUUUCUUCAGAACAAAUUGUCUCGAUUGCUUGGAUAGAACAAAUGUCGUACAAGCUAUGUUGGCGAAGGAAUCAUUAAAAGACCAACUAACUUAUUUAAAAAUUCUAAAUGGUGCAUUGUCAAUUGAUGAUUAUUCUGAACUUAAUAGUAUUAUCAAGAAUGUUUGGGCAGAUAAUGGUGAUGAAUGUAGCAAACAGUAUGCUGGAACUGGUGCAUUGAAGGCAGAUUAUACUAGAAUGGGAAAGCGUACCUAUGUUGGCACAAUGCAAGAUGGAAUCAAUGCUAUGAUGCGAUAUUUCAGGAAUAAUUUUGCAGAUGGAUAUCGUCAGGAUGCAAUCGACCUUUUCCUUGGGAACUAUCGUAUUGAUCCUGACAAUCUCCCAUUGAAUUUCGAAACGGCCAUAAUAAGUUUUGAUUAUCAUGGGGGUGCAAUAAUUGGAGCUAUAUUUGCUGCAACUAUGACGAUACUUUGUGUUCUAGUCGCGGAAAAUUCGUCUAGUACAUUCUUUUGGUUGAUAAUUUUUCUGGCAUUAAUGUUGUUCAUAUUCAUUAAUGGCGAGGAAUUUGUUAACACACCAAAAUUAAAGGUUCAUUAG
Messenger RNA from Dracunculus medinensis (Guinea worm), 1905 nucleotides. The record is from the annotation of a GenBank genome assembly. NCBI's taxonomy places the organism in Eukaryota, Metazoa, Nematoda, Chromadorea, Rhabditida, Dracunculidae.